AUGUUUGAAGACAAGCCUGGUGAGCAUACCAUGACAUUACUAGAUUGGGAUUUUGAGCCAGAGUAUGGAAGACUGAUGUCUGGUCUUGGGUAUUAUGAAAAAACCCUUCCGGGACAGGUACCUGAUAAUCAUCAUAAGCGCUACAAUUCUACAAGAAGCUAUGUAAAUGCUGAUGUAGGUCCAGUCCCUUUCUAUUCAGGACUCAUCAAUGGUAAGGGAAGGCAUAAAGAUGUGGAUUAUGCUGAGACAAGACUAAGUGUGUUUACUGUUGAAUCUGGCAAGAAGUACAGGUUUAGAUUGAUUGGAGCUCAGGGAAUGUAUGCUUAUAAAUUCUCCAUUGAUGGGCAUAAACUAACUGUAGUUGCUACAGAUGGUUAUUGGACAAAACCAGAAAAAGAUGUUGAUUAUAUAAUAAUUCACACAGGAGAGAGGUUUGAUUUUAUUCUCAAUGCCAAUCAACGCAUAAAGGAAUAUUGGAUGAGAGCUGANACGUUAGAAAUAAACCAAACUAGUCGGUCCAGCCCUCCGUACGAGUCUCUUGGUCAUGUUGCUGAGGGAAUUCUUCAAUAUGUUGAGGAAGGAGAGACUAACGUACCAAACAUACCUUCAACAAGAUACCAAUCUAUCAAAGAUAACUCUCCUCCAAUUGUUUGUACAUGUGAUGAGCCAUGCAGUGCAAUCAAUUGCCCUUUCAAGGAUUUUCAUCCAAGCUACAACACAAAAUGCACUAAUAUUGCAGAGAUGCAUCUUCUUCUGCCAACUCCUUGCAAUGAGAUGCCAAAGGCAUAUCCAUGCACAUUUAAAAACUGUCAACACUUUGUAAAUUUCAAUUUUGAAGGUGAUUCUCAGUCUAGUUCCGUCAAUGGUCGCAAUUUUGUUCUUCCACCAGUUCCACCUCAGACUCAGUAUAAUGACUUCACAGAUCAAGCAACGCAAUGCUCUCUUGAAGCUUCUUGCAACCCGCAGAGCACAAGCUGUCUCUGCACUCAUAUGCUGGACUUACCAUAUGGUCAAACUGUUCAACUUGUUUUCUCAUCAGUUGGACAGUAUGACAAAGCUCACCCCAUUCAUGUACAUGGUCACACAUUUCAUGUUUUAAAAGUUGGUUACCCCGAGUAUGAUUCCGAAACUGGGUUUAUAAAAAAUCAUAAUUUGGACAUUAAAUGCAAUGAUAGCACUUGCACCAAUAACUGCAAUAAAAAAAGAUGUACCCAGCCAGGCUGGUCCACUACCCAUGGACCCAUACUCUCCAUCGAUCAAAACACAAUUAGAAAGGACACCGUAAUACUGCCGGCUGGGGGGUAUGUUGUGAUUAAUUUUCUCAGCGAUAAUCCAGGAUUCUGGUUUCUACAUUGCCAUAUUGAGGUUCACCAGUUAGAAGGAAUGGCAUUGAUUCUCAAUGAAGCUGAAGCCUAUUCCAAUCAAUUGAAACCACCAGCCUCAAUGAAUAAAUGUGGAGACUUUCAUACGACAGUUGGUGACUAUGAAGAGUAUGUCAAAAAGUUCAAAACUUUGAUAUUUGCCUAUCAGCAAAACGCUACUAAAUUAUUGUUUGCACCAGAACCAGAUACAAGUGAUUCCCCUGAUACCAUUGAGAUUGAUGAUGUUAAUGAAGAAGAAAUGGAUGCAUUAAGCAAUGAACUAAGAGGGAAUCCCUAA
Molecule: messenger RNA, 1659 nt
Organism: Amphimedon queenslandica
Lineage: Eukaryota; Metazoa; Porifera; Demospongiae; Haplosclerida; Niphatidae
Product: laccase-like
Exons: 1
Coding region: 1-1659 (552 amino acids)
Biological process (GO): iron ion transport
Cellular component (GO): plasma membrane
Molecular function (GO): oxidoreductase activity; copper ion binding
Source: RefSeq, a predicted model, not a curated record